Didymella exigua CBS 183.55 is the source of this 743-nucleotide messenger RNA. RefSeq lists its product as uncharacterized. The transcript has 2 exons. NCBI's taxonomy places the organism in Eukaryota, Fungi, Ascomycota, Dothideomycetes, Pleosporales, Didymellaceae. The record is from RefSeq and is a predicted model, not a curated record. Bases 157 to 642 code for a protein of 161 amino acids.
CGAAGUCGCACACAUGGACACCGUCGCACCGCGGAUGAGCAAGUACUUGCUAAGUGCUAAACCCAAGCCUCGACUGGCUCCAGUGAUGCUGAUGACCUUACCAGCGAAAGGAAGCGGAUUGACCGCAUACGGUAACGCUGCAGGCAUAUUCCUAUAAUGUUGACUUGCACAGGCCUUCAAGGUGUGAAUAGUAUCAGUGAGACGGAGCAGGUGCCGUUGGUUUCAUAUAGCUGGCUGUUGACAACACAUGCUAGAGUCCGACACGGCCGUAGAACAGGGCCACGACUCGAGUCCUGCAUCUCAACCCGUGCGUGCGUCGCCAAUGUUGGCUUCCCAAGAAGGAACAGAUUUGGAGGAUCAUCGACCGGAACGGAUCACUCGAUAGGGGCCAAUCGUCUUGUAUGCAAACCCUUUAGCGUGUACGGCCGCUGGAGACUGGCAUCAGAUCAUGAGUCAUGGAAAUCGAGACGUUUGUUCUACAAAGCUCUGCAGCUCGCGAACAGUAGUAAUGCUACGCCGCAUCCUUUUGUGGGGCGCAACGGCUCAGAACAUACUACCAUACGAACGACCCUGUGCCGGUGCCUUUCUCGACAACCUCCAAAAGUAGAACAGGGUUUCUCCAUAUCUGUCGCGUGCAGUUAACGUCAACCUCGGAGCCUUGUCGAAGGCACAGCGGAAGAUUCCGUGCCGUCUGCUUCACUCUACCCGUAGUGUAACUGUUCAAGUGCACGAACAGACUUGAG